Molecule: messenger RNA, 711 nt
Organism: Oncorhynchus tshawytscha (Chinook salmon)
Lineage: Eukaryota; Metazoa; Chordata; Actinopteri; Salmoniformes; Salmonidae
Product: skin calcitonin gene-related peptide-like
Exons: 3
Coding region: 1-381 (126 amino acids)
Cellular component (GO): extracellular region
Molecular function (GO): hormone activity
Source: RefSeq, a predicted model, not a curated record
AUGUAUUACCUGAAGCUGCCCGUGUUCCUUCUCGUGUUGCUGCCAUGUGUCGCCACCCUCCCUAGCAACAGGUACUUCACCUCAUCUAGGGAGCAAGAAAGCGCGCUCCCGGACAGAGAAGGCUGGCUCGUGCCCCGGAUCGUCUCCAACCACUACCUUGGCCUCAUUGGCGUGCGGCUCCAGAGAGGGCUCACACCUGUCAACAGCCACCACAUGGAGAAAAGGAAGUGCAACACGGCUACCUGUGUAACCCAGCGACUGGCCGACUUCCUGACCCGCUCCAGCAACACCAUUGGCACGGUGUACACCCCCACCAACGUAGGCUCCAGCACCUACGGGAAACGGGAUCUACUGCAGCCUCCCAGCUAUAUGCCUCUCUAGUGAUACAUGGGUUCAAAGCCCACUGAUGUAGGAUAUGCUCAGCUGAAAUGACCACACCACCAUGUAAACAACAAGGAUGGUUAUGUAUCAUUAACUUGAGUUUUUCUUUCUUUUAUGAACUUCAGAAAAAAACAGUGCCUUUUGGUAUAGAAUAAUAAUAAAGAAGUUUUUGUUACACAAAUCAGACUAGAGGCUGAUGAGAUACUAGUCUCUGUUCUGUGAGCCCGGCUGGUUCAACUCAACACUAACCCCACCACGGCAUGUGAAUUAAAAACAAGUCAAAAGUAAACGGGUGCAGAAGGCAUAUAAAAUACAAGUUUUGUCCUUCUG